Messenger RNA from Suhomyces tanzawaensis NRRL Y-17324, 450 nucleotides. RefSeq names its product Cta26p (gene CTA26). Lineage: Eukaryota; Fungi; Ascomycota; Pichiomycetes; Serinales; Debaryomycetaceae. The annotation marks the transcript as partial. The record is from RefSeq and is a predicted model, not a curated record. The transcript has a single exon.
AAUCUCCAGGCUAAACUAGAUAAUUCAUUGAACGAUAUCCUCAAGACGUCUGGCUACAUCUUUGAGAUCAUCAACAACAACAAAAAACAAUCCAAUCUAAUUACAGGAUCGAACAACCAGUUGAUCACCCCCACCAUCACAUCGCAACUAGCCAGUAACAUCUCCAAGUUCGAUGAGAUUCUAGACGAUACGUUAUCCAAGUUCAACGAUGCUCGUUGGUGCAUAGAAAUGAUGUUGGAAAACAAGCAGCGACAAGAGGAGUUGAAGUUAAAGGAAGAGCUCGAGAAGCAGAAGAAGUUGAAGGAGGAAGAAGAACGCAAGCGCCUCGAAGAAGAAGCCCUCAAGAGGCAGGAAGAGGCCAGAAGGCGCAAGGAGGAAGAGGAUGCCCACGCAAAGGCCAAGGCUGAGAAAGAGGCUGCCGAGAGGGCCAAGGCAGAGGAGGAAGCAAGA